AUGCCAGUGCACUGCACAUCUUUGUGGUUCUUCUAUGCGUUGAAGAAGGUGGUUCUGGUAAUGACUAUUGCGGGUCUUUCUCAACUCGAUGCGAAGCAAUCGGGAAAAAUGGGAUCGCUAGCUAUUACAUAUUACGUACUCACCACUGUAAUCGCCGUCAUUACCGGAAUUAUCCUAGUGCUGACAAUUCACCCUGGCGAUCCAAGCAUUAAACAGGACCUCGGAGAAGGAACGGAGGGGAAGAAAGUCAGCACACUUGACACUUUACUGGAUUUGUUAAGGAACAUGUUCCCCGAAAAUAUUGUGGCAGCAACAUUCCAGCAAGCACAGACCAAAUACGUUACAAUACGACCAAAAAUUUUGAAAGUCAACGACUCGCUUCAUCUCGAAAUGCUCAACAAUGGCACUCUUGACUACGUUAAGGCUGCACUGGAGUACAAUGAUGGCAUCAACGUUCUUGGAAUUAUUGUAUUCUGCAUUGCCCUUGGUAUCUCCUUGUCACAGCUCGGAGCCGAGGCUGAUGUUAUGAUCCAGUUCUUCGCAAUCAUGGACAAAGUGAUUAUGAAGUUGGUGAUGACGGUGAUGUGGUACUCUCCUUUUGGCAUUAUGUGCUUGAUUAUGGGAAAAAUCCUCGAGAUUCAUGAUUUGGCAGAUACAGCGAGAAUGCUCGCAAUGUAUAUGGUGACGGUUCUUACGGGAUUAGCAGUGCACUCACUUAUUUCACUCCCACUUUUAUUCUUCCUUUCGACGAAGAAGAACCCAUUCGCCUUCAUGCGGGGGCUUCUUCAAGCGUGGAUCACGGCACUGGGAACUGCUUCUAGCUCAGCAACUCUUCCUAUCACUUACAACUGCUUGGAAGAAAAUUUAGGAGUAGACCGAAGAGUCACACGCUUCGUACUUCCAGUCGGUGCUACCAUUAACAUGGAUGGAACAGCACUGUAUGAAGCUGUUGCUGCUAUCUUCAUAGCUCAAAUGAAUGGAGUAAACCUCUCCUUUGGACAAGUGGUAACCGUUAGUCUCACUGCCACACUUGCUUCUAUUGGAGCGGCAUCGGUACCUUCAGCAGGCCUGGUAACGAUGCUUCUGGUGCUGACAGCAGUUGGAUUACCCGUGAAAGACGUUUCCUUAAUCGUCGCAGUCGACUGGUUGUUAGAUCGUAUUCGCACCUCAAUCAACGUGCUGGGAGAUGCGUUCGGUGCCGGCAUAGUCUACCAUUUCGUCAAGGAAGACCUGAUCGCACACGAUCGUCUUCAUCCAAUGCGCACCUUAUCAAUGGCAAUGCCCCAGCAAGGUUAUAUCCCGGAACAGAGCAAAGAACUGCCUGAGGACAAACAACCAUUACAUGGGCUCUACACAAGUGUCCCACAAGAUGAUAAACGACACUAA
This is a messenger RNA of Necator americanus (New World hookworm), 1386 nucleotides long. RefSeq lists its product as uncharacterized. Bases 1 to 1386 code for a protein of 461 amino acids. The transcript is spliced from 13 exons. NCBI's taxonomy places the organism in Eukaryota, Metazoa, Nematoda, Chromadorea, Rhabditida, Ancylostomatidae. Gene Ontology annotation, biological process: L-glutamate transmembrane transport. Gene Ontology annotation, molecular function: glutamate:sodium symporter activity; neutral L-amino acid transmembrane transporter activity; L-glutamate transmembrane transporter activity. The record is from RefSeq and is a predicted model, not a curated record. Gene Ontology annotation, cellular component: plasma membrane.